This is a messenger RNA of Bursaphelenchus xylophilus (pine wood nematode), 1296 nucleotides long. Lineage: Eukaryota; Metazoa; Nematoda; Chromadorea; Rhabditida; Aphelenchoididae. The record is from the annotation of a GenBank genome assembly.
AUGCUUCCACAAAGUCUGGCUGUUGUUCUUUUAUUUGCCUAUGAAAUAAAUCAAAUCUACGCGUUGGCGUUGACCAGCCUGAUCCCGAAUUACACGGACUGCCCGCAGGGCCGGCGCUUCGUCGUCGGCUACAUUAUGUACUUGUGCACGGUGAAUGAGGAGAAGAAGCAGAGGAGCUUCAAGCCGUUCGGUAAGGGGAGUUCAGAAAGUACAUAUUUGUGCAAAGAAUCAUCACGAAAAAGUGGAGAGACUAUGCAAAAUGAGGAGAGACGGCCGCAAAAGCGUCUCGAACCAAGGCUCGUUACAUUCGCAUUUUAUUUUGAAAAAUUACUCAUUAUUUUCCCGACAGGCUCAUAUCAGUCUGUCGGGAAAAUAACGUGGACUUGUCGCAGCGAAAUGUCUCUCCUCGUCGCUGUCGCAAAAUUCGUUUACUCGGCGGCGAUGCGAUCUUCGAUGCGACAGAGUGCUCAUUAUUUUCCCGACAAACAGAUAUUAGUAUUUUCAUAAAGUGCAUGGACAUUCUUUUCAUGGUGCGAAAAUCUAGGAUUUUUAUGGCACGGACCUGGACAAAUGUCCAUGCACUUUAUGAAAAUGCUAAUAUCAGUUUGUCAGGAAAAUAAUGGGCACUCUGUCGCAUCGAAAACCGCAUCGCCGCCGAGAAAAUGAAUUGUGUCGCGGUGAAAAUCAAAUUUCCCUUCAGCGACACAGUGCUCAUUAUUUUCCCGACAGACUGAUAACAUGAUUAUUUCUAUCGUAUAUUUUCAGCCUGCGCCACCGAGAACAAUGUGAAUGCGACGUUGAUCAAGCCGUCCACCACUUGGAAUGACCUCCAUUUUCGCUACAAAUGCGAGAAAGAGGACAACAAACUGACCUUGAAGCCAUUGAGUAAGUGAAUUUCAUUUCUUAUAUUAGUAUUUUCAUAAAUUGCAUGGACGUUUUUUUCGCUAAAAAAACUUCCAUUCCAGCCUGCCUUCUGAGCGACGUUCACGUCACCGCGGGCACAACGAUUCGUCGGGCCGAGACCGAGUACAAAUGCGUCCUGGACAACGAGGUCUACAUGAAGCUGAUUCAGAAGCGGAGUAGGUCGCGUUUUUUCGCGCUGUAUAUGCAUUUCCAGUGCUCCACGACUUUUGCAUGCCCGGAAAUCAGAACGACAGCUUGCUGGAGAACGAUCAGUGCCCCGGCCUGUCGAUCAGCGCGAUCCACGCCAAGUAUGGGAGUGGGACGGCGGUUACGUUCGACGAGAAGACGAUUGUGGAGGAUGACAAUUCUUCUGCCGCAACAACAACUAGAUAA